Labeo rohita (rohu) is the source of this 4006-nucleotide messenger RNA. It is a transcript of the gene ppp2r5b, whose product is annotated as protein phosphatase 2, regulatory subunit B', beta. NCBI's taxonomy places the organism in Eukaryota, Metazoa, Chordata, Actinopteri, Cypriniformes, Cyprinidae. Gene Ontology annotation, molecular function: protein phosphatase activator activity. The record is from RefSeq and is a predicted model, not a curated record. Gene Ontology annotation, cellular component: nucleus; cytosol; protein phosphatase type 2A complex. The coding region runs from base 922 to 2433 and encodes 503 amino acids. Gene Ontology annotation, biological process: protein dephosphorylation; signal transduction. The transcript is spliced from 14 exons.
UUCUCGGCGGUACAGCAGUUGAGGAUGGUCUCUCGAUAGGCAAAACGCCCAUAACGUUCAGCAUCACAUUCAGUAAUCUUUAGGUAGGUCAGCAGCACGUCGUUGUUCGACUGAUAUCACAAAACUCGUAGUUAGCGACGGAUCGAACAAAAAUCAGCGGAUACAGCGACGGGCGAGCGCGCGGAAUAAUGAACGAAUGAAGCAAGAACAAUGGCCAACCUGACAGUCCCAAAACACAGCGGCUAACACAGACUGUGUCAGCCAGUGAGGGAGGGACAGAGGGAGGAGAAGGGAUAGAGGCUGAGGUAGAAGACAGCUGUCUGAUAAAGAUACGGAUGAAAUAAAAACAAAUAGCAUAUAUUUAGUCACUGAAACGGUAAAUAAAGUCAACGUUAUAGCUGUAACAUCGCGACGUCUAGAAGAGGGUCGCGUAAAUGUACGCGGAGUAAAUAAAUAAAUAAGAGCGCGUGAGCGUCAUCCGCAGUGUGUAGCAUAUACAUCUACUUGCACCACCUGAAGACAACGACCGACACUGACUGCUGGGAAAUAAAGAAACGGGGGAAAAAACACGAGCAAUCAGCGGCGACGGAGAAAAUCGGCGAGGGUGUCAAUGUCCUUGUGAUACAGAAGUAACUGAACAGCGGUUUCUUGUGUUUGAGGGAAGGAGGUAGAAGGGGGUAUCAGUGCUGCAGCGGCCGCCGUGAUGCUCUACACAUGUAGGCACGUUUGAAUCGGUUCAUCCCCGCCCUGUGUGGAUCUGACCGAACCGAACCGACUGUACAGUAACGGAUUUAAUAGGGGGACGCUGGAAGGCUCUGAAAAGGACUUAAGGCGCAGAGCUGGUGACUGGCUUUAGGAGCCUGCUCUAGCCGUUGGCUUCCUUCCUCGAACGAUCUUCUGCCGAGCACCACCUUUGCAGCGAUGGAGACCCCUACGAAGCUACCUCCGUCGAGCCCAUCAUCGCCGACCACGGGCUUCUCUGUGCCGAGCGCGGAGAAGGUAGACGGCUUCCCCCGCCGCUCGAUGCGCCGUGCCCGGCAGCGACGGUCCCAUAGCUCCUCACAGUUCCGCUAUCAGAGCUCCCAGGUGGAGCUCACGCCGCUGCCCUUACUUAAAGAUGCUCCAGUGGCAGAACUUCAUGACUUGUUCUGUAAGAAGCUGCAGCAGUGUUGUGUGCUUUUUGACUUCCUGGACUGUGUCGCCGACCUGAAGGGGAAAGAGAUCAAACGUGCUGCGCUGAACGAGCUUGUGGAGAGUGUGGCCACCAGUCGCGGAGUCCUCAUCGAACCCCUGUACCCAGAGGCUAUUAAGAUGAUCUCAGUGAACAUUUUUCGAACUCUCCCACCCAGCGAGAACCCUGAGUUUGACCCAGAGGAGGAUGAGCCAGCUCUGGAAGCCUCCUGGCCUCACUUACAGUUGGUGUAUGAAUUCUUUUUACGCUUUCUUGAGAGUCCAGAUUUCCAGCCUUCUCUUGCCAAGCGCUACGUGGACCAGAAGUUCGUUCUACAGCUGCUGGAGUUGUUUGACAGUGAGGAUCCCAGAGAGAGAGAAUAUCUGAAGACUAUUCUACACCGCGUCUAUGGCAAACUUCUGGGCUUGAGGGCCUACAUCCGCAAACAGAUCAACAACAUCUUCCUCAGGUUCAUCUACGAAACUGAGCGUUUCAAUGGAGUUGCUGAACUUCUGGAAAUUUUGGGAAGUAUCAUAAAUGGCUUUGCUCUGCCUCUCAAAUCAGAGCAUAAGCAGUUCCUGGUGAGGGUCCUGAUCCCCCUGCACACUGCCAAGUCUCUCUCCAUUUUUCAUGCGCAGCUGGCUUACUGUGUGGUGCAAUUCAUGGAGAAGGAUGCCACAGUUACAGAACAUAUCAUCAGGGGGCUGCUGAGAUACUGGCCUAAAACAUGCACUCAAAAAGAGGUGAUGUUCCUGGGGGAGAUCGAGGAGAUUCUGGACGUGAUUGAACCAUCUCAGUUUAUCCGUGUGCAGGAGCCUCUAUUCAAACAGAUUGCUGCCUGCAUCUCCAGCCCUCAUUUCCAGGUUGCAGAGCGGGCUCUGUAUUUCUGGAAUAAUGAGUACAUUCUGAGUCUAAUAGAGGAGAACUGCCAGGUCAUCCUGCCUCUGGUCUUUGGCACGCUGUACAGAGUUUCCAAAGAGCACUGGAACCAGACGAUCAUCUCUCUUAUUUACAAUGUGCUGAAGACGUUCAUGGAGAUGAACAGCAAGCUUUUUGAUGAUCUCACUGCCUCCUACAAAGUGGAGAAACAGAAGGAGCUGAAGAAAGAGAGGGAGCGAGCUGAGCUGUGGAGGAGUUUGGACGAUCUGCAGGAGAGGCGGCUGCAGAGUCUGACCGAGGCCAGCAGAAACCAGAAGAACCUGCAAGAGAGAGAGAACACAACCAAGAGCCAGUCAGAGACCAGCGCUGCCAACACCACCUAGAAACCGCACGCAGACGUACACGCGCACACACAGUUACAAACACGAAAUAUCACAACACUGUAAAACACAAUACUUGGGAACCAAUCAAUGCCUCAAUCUCCGUCUGAAAACACAAACACGCGCACACACCAUGCAGACACUACCCUCACAAGCACAUGAAUGACAGCCUGUCCAUAUGUAGAUAUCUGAAAAACACUGAAGCACACAUCACACAUGACGAGUGAGAUAUAAAAGAGAAAAAAAUGAGUACCUCUCACAUGCGUCCUACUCUUUCAUAUGCUUCAUCCACGCUUUUCACACACCUGCCUCUCUGCAUCUUUUCUUUCUAUUCCUACACGCACCGGGAUCAUCGACCUUAACAUGCAAAACAUACCUGCAUGGGGCGACACACAUGCGCACACGUACAUCCUUCAUCACCGUCAUUCCAGAACUGGCUCCGUUUCUCCGGGGCCCGAUCCGAGCCCCCCGUCAGUCGACCAACAGACUCUGCAUACUGUCAAACGCUGAAGAGGAAUGAAUUAUGAUGAUCCUAAAGAUGAAAAUUCUUUAAAAGUACAGAUUCUAAUGUUCCUACUUCUACAGCUUAUUCUAUAAGUACUACUUCUAUGCUAAUAUAACUGAUGUUUUUAUAUAUAUAUAUAUAUAUAUAUCUAUAAAUAUGAUAUCUAUGUCUGAUUAUAGUGUUGGUGGGGGUAUUCUAGUGUAGCACCUCAUAAACAUGACUGAAGUAUGCUGCUAGGUAAAACUAAACUUGCUCUGAAGUGACAACACUUUAGUCUGUUCUUAUGUUUUUUUUUGUUUUUUUUUUUAAAUCACAUUCAAAAUAUUUUAUUUAGCAAUAUUCUCAUCUGUUUUUGAAUAAUGUGUGUCUGGCUAUUUUUAAUUUAUUUUAUUAUUAUUUAUUUCUUUAAAAUCAAAUUGCUUGCUAACAUUCUCUUUGUAUUUCAGUAUAAUUUCAAGAGAGGACAAAGUGUUAUUUUUGUCUUGAUUUUUGUAUGUUUUGUUGCUUAUAUUUAUUGAUCGCUAAUGGGAAGGAAGUGCGUGCGUAGGCAUAUUGACAAAGCUUAAGAAGAAUCUGAUGCGCGAGUGUGCGAGCGUGUGUGGAUGUUGUAGAGAAGUUUAUUACAGUUUAGAAGAAAACAGGGAUUAGAUCAGAAUGUACCAUUCACUUUGAGCGUGCGUCAACGCUCAAAUGAACUGCCACUGUUGAUUGAUUUACAGUCUGUCUUAUUGAGAAAAGGAUGAGAAAAGCAAACCCUCUUGUUCUUGUUCACAAGAAAGCAUCUGGACUGACUCCUUUUUGUUUUUGACCUCUGAGAAAACUGGUAUCUGCAGAAACAUCACAUUUCAUAGGAACAAAAUGGAAAAGAAAAAUGAAAUAGAAUAGACACGGCAAUAAAUAUGGACUGAAAUUGUACGCAUACGUAGCAUCACUUAAACUAGAGUUGCACUGUCCUUUUGAUCAAUGUCUUGUGUUUAAACAUAGCAAUGUAUUUUUGGGGGACAAGCGGCUUUGGGAUAUGAAUGUAUAAAAGUGGGAUGUAAACAUGAAAACUUGUGUUGAACAACUCAG